Messenger RNA from Molossus molossus (Pallas's mastiff bat), 207 nucleotides. RefSeq names its product V-type proton ATPase subunit e 1-like. The coding region runs from base 1 to 207 and encodes 68 amino acids. Gene Ontology annotation, molecular function: proton-transporting ATPase activity, rotational mechanism. The record is from RefSeq and is a predicted model, not a curated record. Gene Ontology annotation, cellular component: proton-transporting V-type ATPase, V0 domain. The transcript has a single exon. Gene Ontology annotation, biological process: proton transmembrane transport. NCBI's taxonomy places the organism in Eukaryota, Metazoa, Chordata, Mammalia, Chiroptera, Molossidae.
AUGGUGUACAAAGGCCUCAUGGUGCUUCUGAUGGUGAUCAGUGUGUUCUGGGGCCCCAUCAGCUUCCUGACACCCUGGUUCAUCCCUAAGGGUCCAGUUUGCUGCUAUCUCUUUUGGCUGAUUGCAACUCGGGCCCAACUCAAUCCUCUCUUUGGACCACAGUUGAAAAAUGAAACCCUCUGGUACCUCAGGUAUCACUGGCCUUGA